Molecule: messenger RNA, 32252 nt
Organism: Podarcis lilfordi (Lilford's wall lizard)
Lineage: Eukaryota; Metazoa; Chordata; Lepidosauria; Squamata; Lacertidae
Source: the annotation of a GenBank genome assembly
AUGGCGGUGAGGAGAUGCUAUAGAUGCAACCAACCCGGGCAUCUCCAACGUCAAUGCAGGGCAAGACUUCCAGGAGACUACGUGGAGCAGAGACAGCAAUCGACGCAGAAACGUAAGCAGAAGGGGUUUUCUUCAGAGAAGGAAAACACACAUUCUGCUCAUUUUGUGUCUGCAUUUUCUCGGGAGGAGAGGAAGAUACCUCGAGGAACAUGGUUGCUGGACUCUGGCAGCAGCAGGAUUAUCUGCAAUAGUCGGGAGGACUUUAAGUCCCUGGGGAAGCCAGCUGAUGGAAAAGAAAAGCUGAUAGAUUAUCUUGCUGAUGGUCGUAGAAGCAAGAUUGAUGGCCAGGGAACAUGUUUCCUGCAGUGCUUGAACGCUACUCUACCAGAGACUCUGUUUGUCAGCAGUUUGGACUAUUGUUUACUGUCUGUAAGCUGUUUGAUUAAUGCAGGGUAUAGUGUUAAGUUCACGCAGGAUGGCUGUCUGAUAAAGAAUGGAACUCAGGUAUGUGGCCAUGCAAAGAUGGAGAAUGGGUUAUAUGUAAUGCAGGACAAGCCUGUUAAAGCAGCCCAGGUGGUUCAGGAUAAUUUGCCAGUUCAUCAGGGGUGUGUACAUGAAUUGCACAGAAAACUGGGUCACGCCAAUUUCCGUGUGCUUUCAGAGAUGCAAAAGGUGUGCAAGAACCUAAAAGUAAAUAGCUGUAACUGUUUCCUAGAUUGCAAUGUAUGUAAAAUGGCCAAAUCUAAGAGGAAGCCUGUGGCUUCUAAAAGUGACAGAGUAUCUAAAGAGGUUUUAGAACUUGUCCAUUGUGAUGUGAUAGGUCCUUUCCCACAGAAGACUGAAGGGGGCGCCAGAUAUGCUUUUCUGGUAAUAGAUAAUAAAUCACGUUUCAGUUGGUUGUUUUUGUUAAAGCAGAAAUCUGAGUGUUUCCCCACAUUCAGAGAAUGGGUUGCCCAAGCUGAAAAGCUCUUCGCUCGCCCUGUUGUGCAGUUGCAAACAGAUAGGGGCGGAGAAUUUCUGAACAAACAAUUUGGGACAUGGUUGCAACAUAAGGGGAUCACUCAUCGCUUGACUAACCCUUAUAGCCCUGCUGAAAAUGGUCUGUGUGAAAGACGUGGGGCUGUAAUACAGUCAGUAAAGGACUGCCUGCUAGUGGAUGCAGGAUUGGGUCACAACCAUAGGCUGUGGGGCGAGGCUCUUCUUACAGCGAACUUUUUGAUUAAUAGAACCUGGUCUAGCUCUAUAAAAGAUAUUCCUUAUCGUUUUUUGUUUGGAAAAGAACCAGAGUGGACAAUGCUCCAUAAUUGGGGUGCUUGGGCACAUGUAAAUAUCCCCAAAGCUCAGCGCCAGAAAGGGGGCGCUAGAGCGCAGAAACUGCGGUUUGUGGGAUAUCAGUCCUAUGGCAAAGGGUGGUGUUUCAAUUUACGCCCAGGACGCGUGGUUCUGUCACAAAGUGCAGACUUUGCUGACCAGGACAGAUGGACUGUGAUCCAUGCCAACCCUGAUUGCCUACUGCCCCUGCAAGUAAGAGAAGAGGCUUCUUCUCAGCCAUUGGCAACACAGGAGCAGGAUGAGGAAGAGGCACAGAUUUCCCCAAAAGAUGUGGCAAUAGAUAAUACUUAUUCUCUAGAGGAAGAGGAAGAAGAGCCAGAAAUAAGGGGGGAAGAAGAAGUAGUUGUGCCUAGGCGCUCCCAGCGUUCAAACAAGGGUGUACCUCCUCAACGUUUGACCCUAGGAGGAGUAAGAGUAUGCAAUGUGAGUUGUGUGGAACCACAAAGUUAUAAUGAAGUCUUAGACUUACCCCCUGGGGAACGUGCUUUGUGGGAACCAGCUAUGAAAGAAGAAAUGGACUCUUUUAAACGUAACAAAGUGUUUGAGGUCAUAAUGCCGCCACCUGGUGGCAGAGUGGUGUCAUGCAAGUGGGUUUACAAAAGGAAAACCCUUGCAUCUGGGGAACCACGUUUUUGAGCCAGAUUAGUAGCCAGAGGGUUCACUCAAAUUAAAGGGGAGAGUUAUGAUGAAGUGUUUUCUCCCACUGUAAAGAGUGAAACUUUUCGUUUAAUGCUUUCCAUUGCUGCUGUAAGACAACUAGCAGUGCACCAUUUUGAUGUUGAUGCUGCAUAUCUGCAUGCAAAUUUAGACCAUGAAGUGUUAAUGAGACAACCUCCUGGGUUUGAAGAGGGGAAUGGUGCAGUCUGGCGUUUGAGAAAGGCUGUUUACAGUCUCAAACAAAGUGGAAGGUGUUGGAACCAGUGUUUAAAUGAAGCCCUUGUAAAACUUGGUUUUAAAAGGAGUGUGGCUGAUCCAUGCCUGUACACCAAGGGGACAGGCAACAAAUAUCUAAUGCUCUUAGUCUUUGUUGAUGAUUUGCUUGUGGCAGGGAGUUCCACAGAUGAGAUCCAGAAGCUCACAAGUCAACUGGAAAAGAGGUUUAAGCUUAAAGCCUUGGGGCCUGUAAGCAAUUACUUGGGAGUAGAAGUAAGGCAGGAAGCUGAUGGAAGCUUCCUAUUGAGCCAGAAAGAGAAAAUUAUUCAUUUGAUAGAGCAGUUUGGCAUGGAAAACUGCAAGCCAGUUCAGACUCCCAUGACACCAGAUUUCCCAAAGACAGUGUGUGAUGAUGAAUUUGAUCAGCCUGAGUUGUAUCACUCAAAAAUAGGAUCACUGUUGUAUUUAAGCCAGUGGUCAAGGCCAGACAUUGCAUGUGCUACAAAUGUUCUGAGCCAACGUGUAUCUAAACCCAGUACUGCCGAUUGGUGUGCUUUGAAAAGGCUUAUCAGAUAUCUAAAGGGGACAUUAAAUGUAUGUUUGAAGAUAUCUAGUACACAAGACGAAAAACUAGAAGUAUUUGUUGAUGCGGACUGGGGAAGCUGUGUAGCUACCAGAAAAUCUACAAGUGGAAUGGUUAUGAUGUUUGCCAAUUUCAUAAUUGGAUGGAGGUCAAAGAAACAAGGAUUUGUUGUGACCUCAUCCUGUGAGGCAGAAUAUGGGAGCCUGUCACUAGCAUGCAAUGAAAUCUUGUGGUUUAUACAGAUACUAAAAGAUCUAGAUUGUAAAGUAGAUUUGCCUAUCCAAGUGUAUGAAGAUAGCCAAUCGUGCAUUGCAUUAGCGGGCUCGGAAAUAAUGAAAUCCGCAUCAAAACAUAUUGCUAUCCGUCAUGCGAAUGUUAGAGAUUGUGUACAGAAUGGGGUAAUCAAACUGGAGUAUUGUCAAUCACAAGAUAAUAUUGCUGAUUUGUUUACCAAGCCUUUGCCAGCAACAUGCCAUAAUGAAUUGAUGACAAAACUGGGUUUAUGUAUAUAAUGUAUGUAUGUAUUGUUUCUGUUGGGGUUUUUCGCAUUUAAGAAACAGAAGGGGUGUCACGGCUAAAAUGGCCGCUGUUUCUUUAAUGCGAAUAAAGCUGGGUCAGCAUGACUCAGCGGCCUGCAGCAGGUUGUAUAUAUAAAGUGAGAAAUGUUAGUUUGUGCUGAGGCUGGUGUUUGGGUUGGUUGGUUGGUGCUGGUGUGUAUAGUUAUUCAGUCGUGUUUUGCACAAAGACUUUUAAGAAUAAAACUCUGCAAGGAUAUUCUCGUGGACUCUUUUUGUGCCGACAAGGGUCUGAGGACCAGGCUGAGGAGACAAAGGGAGGUCAGAACCCUUUCCUUCUUUUUUUUGCUUUUUACAAACACUGACACAGCCUUCUUAAACAGAGCUCUCAGCAGCAGUUAGAUGCUGGAAACAAUCUGUGUCGUUUCAGACCCUUGGUGUUUCCUGUGUUCCAUCUGAACCCUUGGCUCUGUGACCAUCUAGAAUCCCUGACCUUUGGACUGUAUAUGGAUUCUGCUCUCUGGUAAGAGUUCAUUGGAGAUCCCUAGCCCCUGCUUGCUUGGCAAUGAGACUCAGAGCUACAACACCAUGAAACACGCCCAUGGAAAGGAGGAGGCAAUUUUGGUAAUCCAGCCUUCCACAAGCAGCCCUUUGUACCUUCCAGAAAUAUUCUCUAGAGCAGUGGUGGCUAAACGUGGCCCUCCAGCUGUUUUGGGACUACAACUCCCAUCAUUCCUAUCUAACAGGACCAGAGGUCAGGGAUGAUGGGAACUGUAGUCCCAAAACAGCUGGAGAGCCAGGUUUGGCCAUCACUGCUCUAGAGGGUUGAGGAAGCAUCUGGAGUAGUGUGGGAGGUGGUUUGGGGUAGGGGACAUUGAUCAAAAUCUCUACCCCCAUUCAAAGAAGGGCAAGUCCGGAUCCAACCUGCUAACUGUCCCCCAUUCUCCCCAAUGUAAACACUACUUUGGGUUUUGCAACACGUUCUGAUAGAGGGAAUUGUUUUUGCUGAAUGUGGAUGGUGAUCUUGUUUUAAUACAUCUUUUAUUUUUUAUAAACACUGCAAUACACGCACGUAAACACACGCAAUCUACCUGACAUUUUGGGGAAAGGUUGGAGGGGAGCAACAUUCCAGCAUCCUUAACUUGGUGCUCAGCUGACAGAGAGCUGAUAUUUAAAAAUUAAUUGAGCUGAAUAUAUUCCCUCUGUUUGUUUCAAUAAGAGAGCAUUUUUCAGCUUGUGAUGAUAAUCACUUCCCUUAUGUUUAGCUCUCUUUGUUGACUGAGAUUUUGGAGUGGGGCGUGUGUUGUGGGGGGGGGGGGCGAUUUAAUUUGCUGAGAUUUAAGACAUUCAAAACUUCACUAAAGGUGGCCAUUAGGAUAAAGUCUAUUAUAUUCCCUGCAAUGAAUUCCAUUCUGAUAAGGGCACCGCAUGCAGCCUUCAUGAAAAAGCUGUGUAAAAUGAGUGUUGGGACUAGAUAACAUAGUUUAAACAAAUCCUGAUUGCUUUAGAAAACUGGCCAGCCAGAAAGGUUGUAAUAGGGUUUUUUUUCUCUCCCCCCUAACUAAGGGGUGUCUGAAGUUGAUGAUGGGUACUGAGAUUUCAUUUUAUUAUGUGCCAGCCAGCCAGACUUCUUGGGUGGGAUUCUGCAAACCUCGUCUGAUACAGUGGAACCUUGGUUCUCGAACAUAAUCCAUUCCAGAAGUCUGUUCGAUUCCUGAAACGGUUCGAAAACCAAGGCACAGCUUCCAAUUGGCUGCAGGAGCUUUCUGCACUCAAGCGGAAGCCGCUUCUGAAAAACAUUAGAAAACCAGAACACUUAUUUCCGGGUUUUCGGCAUUCGGGAGCCAAUUUGUUCGACAACUAAGCCAUUCAAGAAUCAAGGUUCCACUGUACAUAUUUCUGGUAGCCUCCUUGGGUCAAGCCAUUGAUUCAUCUAGCCCAGGCCUCUCCACUUUGAUUGACUCUUCCUCCUCACCAGCUAUACAAAAUAUUAUUGAUAGGAGAAGGGACGUAGCUCAGGGACAGAGCAUCUGUUUUGAGUGCAGAAGGUUCCAGGUUCAAUCUCUGGUUUCUCCAGGUUGGGCUGUGAAAGGCCACUGGUCUGAAAUCCUGCUUCCUGUCUGUGUACCAUAGUUAGCACCCAUCUGUCUUGAGAGACAGUGAAGCAUGCCUCCAGGAGUGAAGUCAAACUGCUUUAUUAGCAGCACUGAAGUGACCUCCUGAUGGUGCAAGCCUAGGAAUGUGCAUGGAGGUCCUGGACUGCCUAGAUGACAAGACCCCACCUCUCAGCCUCACUGAUGUUGUCCAAAGGAAAGCAAAGCAAUAGCUUUGGCACCAGCUUAGCUGCAGGAGUUGCUGGAAGGAGAGGAGGCAACUGUGGUGUAGUGUAGUGAGCCAGUGUGGUGUAGUGGAUAAGACUCGUAAUCUGGUGAACAGGGUUCGCGUCUCUGCUCCUCCACCUGCAGCUGCUGGGUGACCUUGGGCUAGUCACACUUCUUUGGAGUCUCUCAGCCUCUCUCACCUCACAGAGUGCUUGUUGUGGGGGAGGAAGGGAAAGGAGAUUGUUAGCUGCUUUGAGACUCCUUUGGGUAGUGAUAAAGCAGGAUAUCAAAUCCAAACUCCUAUUCUUCUUCUUCUUCUUCUUCUUCUUCUUCUUCUUCUUCUUCUACCAGAGCCUGUCUUCACAUGCAGGGGAAGAGUCUCUAACUCACGGAGGGUUUGAGACCCAUCAGCUACCCUCACCUAGACUGCUAUACGCCUACUACUGAUGCAGGCUAAAGACAACUUCUCUGAACCACCAAUGCUGUGCUAUAGACAAUAUUGAACUUGAGUCUGAUCUGAGAUAAGAAGAAGAAGAAGAAUUUGGAUUUGAUAUCCUGCUUUAUCACUACCCGAAGGAGUCUCAAAGCGGCUAACAUUCUCCUUUCCCUUCCUCCCCCACAACAAACACUCUGUGAGGUGAAUGGGGCUGAGAGACUUCAGAGAAGUGUGACUAGCCCAAGGUCACCCAGCAGCUGCAUGUGGAGGAGCGGGGAAGCGAACCUGGUUCACCAGAUUACGAGUCCACUGCACCACACUGGAAAGCAGCUUUGAGCUGGGGGAGGCAUCAACUUUUGGCUUUGCACAGGGUACCAUAUUACCAAGGUCUGCCACUGCUCACAGGAUCAUCAUGGGGAUUAAAUGAGGGGGGAACCACCUUGAACUCCUUGGAGAAGAAGGUGCCACAUAAUAAAUGCAACAAGUAUGUGUACAGCAAAACACAUAAAUGGCCCUUGUGAUACGUCCAAAAGAAUCCAUGCAGAUAUGCAGCCCCAGUGCAGCAUUUUACCCAUGCAUCCUGUUAAACUUAAGUAAUUUCCCCCCUCCCCCCCCAAAACCCCCACACAAUUCUGCUUCGGAAUUGCAUCAGGAGUUGAGGAGGAGCAAGAGACCAGAUUCAGGUGACAUCUUCCCAAGCCCACCAACUUAGUGCAUUAUCAUUCAUGCUCCUUUUGCAUUUCGUUUUUAAUUUCCGAUGGCCUAAUGAACGAGGAGGCAAUCAUUCCAUCCGACUAAUCACAAAGCAUGCAUACGACUCUGUGCAAAGAACCUGGUGAGUCUGCUAAGCCGAGCCGCACAAAGAAGUGUGCUGUGCAAAGAACUGCAUGAGUAAUACGUCUUGAGGGGCCGGCACAGUUAACUGCACAGUAAGUAAGGUCAAAUUAUGUGUGAAGCAAAGACAUUUAGCAUAAAAACAAUAUUAAUAAUUCAGCGGGCGAGCAGGAGUGUGGAAUGAUAAGAUACAGAGAUGGAAUAAUGCAGCCAGCAAACAAGGGGGACGCGAGGAGCUGGGGCGAGGGCACAGGGCAGAAAUGCCAGUUGAGACCCCUCUGAUCACGGGGCCAUGCGGCACUGGGCUUGCAAUAGCCUGCAGUGUCGCCGUUCCAUUCAGCUAACGGUUAUCUCCGGCUAAGGGAAUCAGGAGUCCAAACUUGAUCUCAUCUGCCGAAAAUGCAGAACAGAACUCUGUGGGUAGUCUCUCCGUUGGACACUAGCUUCAAAAGCAGGGCUUUUAGACAGCCCCCUCCGAAUCAUGAUUGUAAUAAUAAUGGAAUAAACAUUUUGCUUUUGGUGUGCUUGUUUGUGGCUGUUUCGAUCCAGUCCAGCGACCUUUCGUUCUCCUGCUUCUGCUUCUUCUUCGCACUGUAAGAGCCAGGGUGUCUAGCAGGUGUCCCGGCUCCUAAGGCUGGAGGUAUCUUUUGCCCCCUCCAUGAUGACGGCAUGGAGGAGGCCAAGCGCACAGCCAAGCAUGCCACAGUUCAGUGGUUGGUUCCUCCUGAGAACAAGAGAGGAAGCCAAAAUGGGGUGGGCUCUGUGCUUGGCCGCCUCCCAACAAUGCGAUGUCACACACACAGGACGUCACGCAUGCACCAUGUGCAAUGGGCCUCCUCAAUCUUGGGCACAAGACAGAACUGUUAGAAUUCCUGCUCCAUGAUUGCAGUCAUGGGGUUUUUGUCUAUCACAUGAUGGUGUAUGUUUUGACUCCAAAGAGUGGGAAGUGACGGAGACAGGAUGUUUGUGUUACUGUGUUCCAUGAAGUGUGACUAUUGUCCUUUGUUCUUUUUCUCUUUGCUGUCUGAUGCUAGAGAGAGAGGGAGCCAUGUUGCGGUGUUCCGUGUGUGUUUAUAUGUAAAUAAAGUAGAUUAGCCAAAAUGCUGAGUUGCUGAGGUCUGUUACGCAAGCUGCAAAGACUCUGCGGAUCCCUAAGUGUGCUGGUGUCUGUUGGCAUCAGUCGCUGUGAUGUUCGGGCUGAAGAAAGCUUUUGAAGCUCCCGAACGAUCGACCAGGAGGGAAGGAACAUGCCAGUCGGGCAUGUGUCUCUGCCAGGGUCCUACUCGAGAGUAGGACGAGCUCCUCUGGUCCACAACCUCUCGGGGGAGUCUGUUCCACUCUCAAACAGCUCUUACUGUCAGAAAGUUCUUCCUGAUGUUUCGUUGGAAUCUCCUUUCUUGUAACUCUGAUCCAUUGAUUCAAUUCCUACCCUCCAGAUCAGGAGAAUAGACUCCCUCAAGAGGUCAUGGACUCCCUUCCUUGAAAGUUUCCAAGCAGAGGUUGGGUGGCCAUCUGUCAUGGAUACUUUAGUUGAGAUUCCUUCAUCACCAGGGGUUGGACUUGAUGACCCUUGGAGUCCCUUCCAACUCUACAAUUCUAUGAUUCUGUGACUCAUGGCAGAGAAUCCCAUGCUGUGGUUCCUGUCUGUGGCAGCACUAUGUAAGUUUUCCAGAAGGAAGAAGUAAACUCUGCUGUGGGGGAGAGCAGGAGGGCAAACUUUUGUCAGGUAGCUUGCGGCUCUUGAUGUUGCCUUCGGUUCAUGGCUGUCAGGUGUGUGUGCAGGAGCCAGGCCCUGUGACCAAUAGGACUCUGCAGGACUGGGGCCUUCCUAAGUUUGUUCUGGAGAGGCAAGGCACGGCCACACAGGUGAGGCCGAUUGGUAACUCACAGCACCUGGUGGCAAGAGCCGGGAAGGGAUAUAAGGUCAGCAUUUUCCCUUCGGCUCUUUGCCACAGCAACACGUUCCCUGCCUUGCUGCUUUUGACUCCUUGACUCCUUGCUUCUUGAUCCUCAGACCCCUGACUUCGUGACUCCUUGCUUCUUGAUCCUCGGAUCCCUGACUUCGUGACUCCUUGCUUCUUGGUCCUCGGACCCCUGACUUCGUGACUCCCUGCUUCUUGAUCCUCAAACCCCUGACUUAGUGACUCCCUGCUUCUUGAUCCUCGGAUCCCUGACUUUGUGACUCCCUGCUUCUUGAUCCUUCGGAUCCCUGACUUCGUGACUCCUUGCUUCUUGAUCCUCAGACCCCUGACUUCGUGAUUCCUUGCUUCUUGGUCCUCAGACCCCUGACUUCGUGAUUCCUUGCUUCUUGAUCCUUGGACCCUUGACUUUGUGACUCCUUGCUUCUUGAUCCUUGGACCCUUGACUUCGUGACCCCUUGCUUCUUGACCCUCAGACCCCAUACUUCGUGACUCCUUGCUUCCUGACCCUCAGACUUUUGGCUUUCUGACUCCUGGCUUCUGGACUCCCGUUACUGCUCCCACCCUGCCAUCUUGCCCUGGUCCCGACAUCCCCAGCCGGGACUUCGAUCACCCAUGAACUGGACCAUGACAAUGGCUGUGCUGCAAUGACCCCCCCCCCUUGACAAUGAGCAUAGCUUGUGGUAUGGGCUCAACUGCACUUGGAACAAGUGUGGAGGUUGCUGUGCCAGUUUUUUCUGGGCCAAAAUAUUGGAGGGAUUUUGAGAGAACCAAAAAACAGACACAAUAACAACAGAAAUCAAUACCCGCUUUUCAGCUGGACUUACAAAAUGUCUGAAGGGAGUUCUGCAAUCUGUAGUUGUGUACACUAUGGGGCAAUUUAUGCUCAUGUUUUCCUGCAUGAAGAGCCUUCAAAUUCACAAUAUUUGAAGCAUAUCCAGUAUCUAUUGAUACUGGAAAAUAGCCUUGUGGCACUGAGUGUGGGUGGACCAAAGCCUACCAAUAGGCUUAAUAUGCGCUGUUUCAAAGAGGCCUGGCCCCAUCUGUUACUAUUCUUAUAUUACAAUUAUGAUGAUUGUGAGGAGGCAGUUGAGGCAGUUGCUCCUGGCCUCUGUGUUGUCCUGUUUUUGCCCUGGCCAGAUUGAAUACAUGCAAGCCACACGUGGAAUACAGUGCUGGGUGUGGGCUUAGGGAUGCAGGCCAUGGACUGGCUGUGCCAGGACAAUGCAGAUGGAAGGUUAAGGACCCAAGAAGGGGCCACAAGUGGGGGAAAUUUGCUAUCAAUGAUUUUGGGGGGCAGGCUUCCUCAGCUUGUUCUCUUGCCUCAUCCAUCCCCAUGAUGGGAGCUGCAAGCUCGACCCUUCUCUCUGCCCCCCCCCCUUUGCUAUCCAGGCUUUCCUAGCUUGGCAGAGACACUCCCUGACAUGUCUGCCUUCACACUGUCAGAUACUCGGAGUAGCUCUCUUCCCAGAAGGAGACACCUCCCUUGUCACACUGGUCUAGGAGGAGUCUACUGACAAGGGGGCACAGGGUAUUUUGAUGACAACAAUGCCAUCUUCAUGCUGCAAGAAGCUUACAUGCAUGAGGAACAUGCAUCCCAUAAUAGACAUUUGUCCAGAAGCACCCUAAGAAGUUCAGCCAAAAGCUUCAUGGAAAAUGUGGGUUUUGUGGUGGGAUAUGGAUUUUGAGUGAUGUUCUAGGGUGGACCAUGCAUAAGAAUGGAAGAGUGGAUAAUGGGUGGAGUCAUUCAAGUGAUCAGGAGAACUUUGGGUGGCCGAGAAUGGUAGAGCAGAAGAAGUGAAGGCCAAAGGAAUAUAUGCUCAGGAUAGUAGGUCAGAGAUGUUCUAACACAGGUGUAGUGAAUUUUUGGCUUUCCAGAUGUCAUUGGACUGCAACUCCCAUCAACCCAGCAAGCGUGGCCAAUGGCCAGGGGUGAUGGGAGUUGUAGUUCAGCAACAACUAGAAGGCCAGGUGCUCUUCAUACCUGAUCUCGAGUAUUUGGAAGAGGCAACUGUUUCUUCACCUAACUCUUUGUAUAUUGCUGUAGGCUGUGUACAUCUGGUUUAGCAAGUGAGCUAAUCACUGCUUCUUCAAAGCUGCUGUUAAGGGGAUUAUCUAAAUUAUCAGAGUUUUUUAGCAAGCAGGUUUGUGAGGGCAGCAGGAAUGAUAAUGGGAUUAGCGGUCACCUUAGCAGUGCCCUAUAAACAUGUUAGCUUCUUUGAUGAGCAUGGAAGAAAAUGACAUUCAAGAAUAUGUGUUGAGAUGUUUACCUGUGCAUCUGUUGAUGGUGAUUAAAACACAGCAGAGGGAUUAUUUCCACUAUGCCACUCAUUUUAUUUUAUUUUUUAAAAACCCCAAGUCAGGGUGUAUGAACACACACCUCGUAUUAUAUACAGUUCCUGCCCACCCAUAAGGCGGGGUGAAGCAGCUGCCUCAGGCAGCAGCCCCACCCCAUCCACUGCCAGAUAAGGGAGAUGUCAGCUGUGGCAGAGCAGGACAGGUUCCCCAUCCCAUAAUAAUGCUGAAGACAUUCCCACUGGAGCUUAUUCUUUGUAGGGAUGUUUAUGAUCACAGCUACAGUCUUGCAACCCCUUUUCCUAGCUGUCAUGGGCCAGGAGUCAGCUUCACCGGCUGAACAGCUGCCUGAAGGGGGAGAAGGCAGAAGGACUCCACCUGCAGAUGAUCAGCCUUCAGGGACAGAAGAAGACACUGAUGAGAACCAGCUGGCUCUGGCUUCUUAAACAGAGUCAGCAGUCAGAUGCUGGAAAAAAUGCCUGCGGUUCCUGGUCCUAUCUUGCUGCUCUCGAUCUGGCCCUUUUGCUCUGUGAUCAUCUGGAUUUCCUGCCUUCGGAUGUGGAGCCUGCUCUCAGGUAAGUGUUCCUUGGCGCUUCUUAGCCCCUGUUUGCUCGGCAACAGGACUCUGACAGGGCUGUGGCACUAGUCCAGAGAAAUGUGUUGAGAUGCUGCUGUUACAUUCUCAGUUUGCAUUAGCAGUACAGUCAUACCUCGGGUUGCAGACGCUUCAGGUUGCAUUUUUCCAGGUUACGGAUGCACAGAAACCAGGAAGUACUGGAACGAAUUACUUCCGGGUUUCGGUGGUCACACAUGUGCAGAAGCGCCAAAUCACAACCCACGCGUGCGCAGAUGCGGUGCUGUGGGUUGCGAACAUGCCUCCCGCACGGAUCACAUUCACAACCUGAGUGUCCACUGUAUAUGUCAGAAGAGUCACAGCAAACAACAAAGGUAUAUUUGAAAUUUGAAGAGAAGGGGGUAGUUGUAAAAUGCCCUCCUAGUUUAAAAGCACCGUAUCCCAUUUUGAAUUUGGUUCAAACUCCUUGGAAGUUAGGGACCAAUUCAGAAUAUUACCAGGACUCCCUGAGGCUAACAUCCCUCCUUCCUUCCUUUCCUACACGCAUCUACCUGCAAGAGGGGAAGAGGAAGAUUCUUGACAAGUCUUCAGUGUUACUCUGUUACAUUAACACAGCGGUGUCCUGGGUACCUGGGGAAAUGUAGCAUCGGUUUAUCUCACAUGGGCAUCCUGAUCAAAUUUGCAGAUGACACCAAACUGGGAGGGGUGGCUAACACCCCAGAGGACAGAAUCACACUUCAAAACGACCUUGACAGAUUAGAGAACUGGGCCAAAACAAACAAGAUGAAUUUUAACAGGGAGAAAUGUAAGGUAUUGCACUUGGGCAAAAAAAAAUGAGAGGCACAAAUACAAGAUGGGUGACACCUGGCUUGAGAGCAGUACAUGUGAAAAGGAUCUAGGAGUCUUGGUUGACCACAAACUUGACAUGAGCCAACAGUGUGACGCGGCAGCUCAAAAGCCAAUGCAAUUCUGGGCCUGCAUCAAUAGGAGUAUAGCAUCUAGAUCAAGGGAAGUAAUAGUGCCACUGUAUUCUGCUCUGGUCAGACCUCACCUGGAGUACUGUGUCCAGUUCUGGGCACCACAGUUCAAGAAGGACACUGACAAACUGGAACGUGUCCAGCGGAGGGCAACCAAAAUGGUCAAAGGCCUGGAAACAAUGCCUUAUGAGGAACGGCUAAGGGAGCUGGGCAUGUUUAGCCUGGAGAAGAGGAGGUUAAGGGGUGAUAUGAUAGCCAUGUUCAAAUAUAUAAAAGGAUGUCACAUAGAGGAGGGAGAAAGGUUGUUUUCUGCUGCUCCAGAGAAGCGGACAUGGAGCAAUGGAUCCAAACUACAAGAAAGAAGAUUCCACCUAAACAUUAGGAAGAACUUCCUGACAGUAAGAGCUGUUUGACAGUGGAAUUUGCUGCCAAGGAGUGUGGUGGAGUCUCCUUCUUCGGAGGUGUUUAAGCAGAGGCUUGACAGCCAUAUGUCGGGAGUGCUCUGAUGGUGUUUCCUGCUUGGCAGGGGGUUGGACUCGAUGGCCCUUGUGGUCUCUUCCAACUCUAUGAUUCUAUGAAUAAAGGUAGAGAUGGGAAUCUCCAGCCCAUGGACUGAAAGACUUCUCAUUUUGGCGGCUCCAGUACCCUCUGCAGGCUGAUUUCCCAAGAAUCCUGGUCAACAACAGAUCCCUCAAGUGUCCUGAUUUAAUCGAGACAUCCCAAAUUUAUAGAAGCUGCCCUGGCUCCUGAACUCAAUCCAGGAUGCCAGGCCAUGCUGCAUCUACUGACUUGGCGAGGGCUGGGGUGAUCUUCCCAGGGCCGCUCUAGGGCUCGCAGCGUCUGGAGACACAACGUCUCAUGAGCAGGAGGCUGAAGAUGAGGAGGGGAAGAGCAGGUGGUCGAGGAAGGGUUCAGCGGCAGGGAGAGGGCAAGCGACAGAGCUGAGGGAUCAUGGGGAGGACCCCAGGUAGGAAACAAUAUACUGCUUUGUAGCAUUCUGGGACACAACAGAGGUCCCAUUGCAAGUCCUUCCCAUUGUACAAGAUGCAUGUCCAUUGCAACCUCAAUAUGAGUUCUCAUUUCAGGGUGAUGUGGUGUUUGUGCUUGGUUUUUAUGGCACUCCUACAAUAUCAUGUGGUCUAUGACAGGAAUGAGCUUCAUAAUGGCCUCAGAAUAAAAAUGAUGGUUUUCCUUUGGUGUGGGGAUGAAUAAUUUUACCUAAUCCCAUUCUGAAGUGCAGGAAGAAGUUCACCCACCACUACAGGUAUUUGGAAGACAAGUCAAACAUAUUCUUGCAUGAUUAAUAACCUGAGAUUUCCAAGAUUUCCCCACUUGACCUUCACCCGUCUGUUCAUAUUUAAUGCUAAGAUAUCAGAUGUUUCCCAAUUAACCUUCUAACCAGAGACUUUGCUAAAUAUGCUAGAUAACAAGAGUGGUUCUUGCAAAGAUCUUGGAACUCAUUCAGUCUGUCGUCAUUGCACAACAAUACUAUAAAUGCUCUAGCUAUGUCAUCCGUUUAGUCAAAUUGUUGUUGAUUUUGAACCCCCAGAUGAUGAAAACCGUCUCUUUCACCCAAAAGUUUCAAUAUGCCCUCCUUAACACUUGAUAAUCCAAAAGCAGCUUGCAACGAGAUAUUCUCCAAUGAGAUGACUCCUAUACCAUUAAAGGUAAAGGUACCCCUGACAGUUAGGUCCAGUUGCGGACGACUCUGGGGUUGCGUGCUGAUCUCUCUCUAUAGGCCGAGGGAGCCGGUGUUUGUCCGCAGACAGCUCAUGUGGCCAGCAUGACUAAGCUGCUUCUGGCGAAACCAGAGCAGUGCAUGGAAACACUGUUUACCUUCCCGCCGGAGCAGUACCUAUUUAUCUACUUGCACUUGAUGUGCUUUCGAACUGCUAGGUGGGCAGGAGCUGGGACCGAGCAACGGGAGCUCACCCCAUUGCAGGGAUUCGAACCGCCGACUUUCUGAUCAUCAAGCCCUAGGCUCUGUGGUUUAAGCCACAGUGCCACCCGUGUCCCUUAUUUCUUUAUUAUUUCUCCUUAUUUAGUGCAAUGCUAAGCAUGUCUUGGGGGACACGCGUGGCGCUGUGGGUUAAACCACAGAGCCUAGGUCUUGCUGAUCAGAAGGUCGGCGGUUCGAAUCCCCACGACGGGGUGAGCUCCCGUUGCUCGGUCCCUGCUCCUGCCAACCUAGCAGUUUGAAAGCACGUCAAAGUGCAAGUAGAUAAAUAGGUACCACUCCGGCGGGAAGGUAAACGGCGUUUCCGUGUGCUCCUCUGUUUCGCCAGAAGCGGCUUAGUCAUGCUGGCCACAUGACCCGGAAGCUGUAUGCCGGCUCCCUCAGCCAAUAAAGCGAGAUGAGCGCCGCAACCCCAAAGUCGGCGACGUCUGGACCUAAUGGUCAGGGGUCUAUUUACCUUUACCUUUAUGCUUGUCUGUUCAGAACCACAAGUUCAAUUGGUCUUACUCCCGAGGAAGCAGAUAUAGAAAUGCAGCUUUAUUCUCUGGUGCUCAUCACUGGUCUUACCUCCUAUAUUCCUGGGUUUAUUUUUGAGCAACAGUUGCAUCUGCCCAAAACAACAAAGCAGCUCGAAAGAAGGUGACAACCUUUCAUAUGCAAUUGAAUGAAAUCCGCAGUCAUCCAACUGGAGAAAACCAGCAGCCGGCAGUGACAAGCAUUCAUUGUGUCUGCCUUUCAAACAAUCAAGAGGACAAUAAGGGUUGAGCAAUCAGUCAAUCAAGAAGACAAUUGGAGAAAACCAGUGUCUGGAAAUCUCAACAUGCGUAUUGAAAGGUGGGUUUUGUGUGUGAAAGUAUGGAGGGGUGAGAAAUGCAAAUGUUGGAUCCAAAACCAAAUAUUUGAGUGGGCAACUCUUAACCAAAUUCUGCAGUGAAGAGACAGUUUGUCCCUGCCCCAACUUCUCUGAAUAGCAAGAAGUUUCAGAGGUGACCUAUUUGAAGAGAGCAGUGAUUUAUAGUGGAUUUUAGAUACCUAUUUAUAAAAGUAAAGUCAGGCUGCUGAGUGCCAAUCCAUUUGGAAAAAAGGAUUCCCUGGAAACAAGGUAGAAUUUUCCUGUAUGCCUCAUGGACUCCUAGAUAUUUAGAAAUUCAACCUUUGGAAAUUAUGGAUGGUAUUUUAACUGCUUUGGUUCAGCUGUAUUUUUGCAUUGUUUUAUCUUGUUAGCUGUCAAGGGUUUAUAUCUAUGAAUGGCAGCUUAGAAACGUCUUAGAGGUGGCUAGAUAGUGGGGGCACACCUGGAAUAGAGACCAGGGAAGGACAUCAUCUCUCUGUGUAUCCAUUGUCUCAUCUGACUUGGUACCAAAUUCUGCUAAGGAAGAGCAAUUCUUCAUUGUUCUUUCCCAUUUGCAUUUAGGGCAUUUAGGGGCAGGUUUGAAUAUAUUUUGGGGGUUUCAACAUGAUGCGAGACGGUAGCAAUUUAGAGAGAGAAUCUCUUACGUAUGUUGGUUUCCAGGCUGUGGAGUGUCAAAUUAAUCCUGACUUGGGGAGAAUACGGUAACAGGAAUUCCCCCCUUGACAUUCUGCUUUGUCUCCAGUCAGCCUAGUAAAUAGUUUCCAGCGGAUGCAUUUGCAUGGAAGUGGUUGGGUCUGAUAAAUCAGGCAGGCUGGAGUCAGAUUUGCUUCCCGGCUUCCCUCCCCUUCCCUCCCUCCUUGUGCUUCUAUUUCCCUCCAUCCAGUACAUUAAUAUUGAUUACUUGGAAGUAAUUCCAUCUCUGAGUGUGAAGGGUUACACCUCAUUGGCUCCAACAAACCUUUAAUCUCUGUUAAGAUAGUGUAUGGUAAAUUGUGUGUGUGGACAUCAUAGAGAUUUGGCAAUGUGCCAUUUGUGGGCAUCCUUGUAAGAACAUGAAAAGAAAACUUCCUGAAUCAGGCCAAAGGCUCAUCUAGUCCAGUAUCCUGUUCUCACAGUGACCAACUAGAUGCUUAUUUUUAUUUUAUUAUUACAUUUUAUUAAGAGAAUUUCAUUUAUAAAAAGAGUAAGGGGGGAAUGAUAAGAAAAAGAAAGUGAGAAAGAAAAGUAAAAGUACUGUUACAUUACCAUGCAUUAAUAUAAAGGUAAAGGUAAAGGGACCCCUGACCAUUAGGUCCAGUCGUGACCGACUCUGGGGUUGCACACUCAUCUCACUCUAUAGGCCGAGGGAGCCGGUGUACAGCUUCCAGGUCAGGUGGCCAGCAUGACUAAGCCGCUUCUGGCGAACCAGAGCAGCACAAUGAUACGCCGUUUACCUUCCUGCCGGAGCAGUCCCUAUUUAUCUACUUGCACUUUGAUGUGCUUUCGAACUGCUAGGUUGGCAGGAAUGCAUUAAUAUACAGAUGUGUAUAUUAUUCUAAUGGGACGCGAGUGGCGCUGUGGGUUAAACCACAGAGCCUAGGAAUUGCUGAUCAGAAGGUCGGCGGUUUGAAUCCCCGUGACGGGGUGAGCUACCGUUGCUCGGUCCCUGCUCCUGCCAACCUAGCAGUUCGAGAGCACGUCAAAGUGCAAGUAGAUAAAUAGGUACCGUUCCAGCGGGAAGGUAAACGGCGUUUCCGUGCGCUGCUCUGGUUCGCCAGAAGCGGCUUAGUCAUGCUGGCCACAUGACCCGGAAGCUGUACGCCGGCUCCCUUGGCCAAUAAAGUGAGAUGAGCGCCGCAACCCCAGAGUCGGUCACGACUGGACCUAAUGGUCAGGGGUCCCUUUACCUUUAUAUUAUUCUAAUACACAUAUAAUUGUCAAUAACCUAAUGUAUUCUGUAUAAACUCAUUCCAAAUACCACUGUGUUUAUCCAAAGAAAGUUUGCGUCUAUAAGCUGGCAACGUAAGGACAGACAAUGUUGUCAUGUCACCAAGCCAUUGAUUAAGGCGAAUCGUAUCUCUAUUCUUCCAAUUCAUCAGUAUCAGUUUCUUGGCCACCUUUAGAGCACAUAAAAUUUAUUUUUGUUGUCCUGUUGUCAGUAUCCAUACAAUGGGUAUGCAGUUCAAGAACAUAUUCACCUCUGAAAAUCUCUUUCCCUCCCCCCUGCCAGGGGGGUUUGCCAGGACCCAUUGUAAGAAACUUGUAUUUUAGUGUUGUGGCACCUACACUUCAGAAACCCCUGCCUACUGACAUCAGGCAAGUUCCCUCACUUUAUUCUUUUGAUACCUGCUAUUUAAAAAAAUUCAUUUUAGACAAACCUACCCAGAUACCUAGAAUCCUGGUGCAUAUUCAGUUUAUUGCUGCUUUUCAUUUUUUAAAAAUGUCUUCAUACUUUUUCCUAAUUUUGCUUUACUCUUUUUGUAAACCACUUUGAGGUUUUUCACACUCAAGCGGUAUAUAGUUUCAAUGAAAUAAAUACAUUGCUUAAUUUUAAAAGGCUGGUGAUACCUGCUAUAUAAUGUAAAUGCCUGCACAAUUGAUAAAGGGCAAUAACCUCAUAAGACAGAUUUAUUUAAAACCUCACCAGGCACAGCUUUAUUGGAAACAAAACAUCCAUUUCCCAAAACCCUUUGGGUGUUGGAAGUGGGCAGCCAGGUCGAACCUCUCCAUUAUGUGGGAGGGAUGGUAGUUUUAAAGUGGAAUUUAAGAAAUGGGAAUUCACUCUGUUCCUUUAUAUUCCAGCUUCCUUGUAUCUUUUUAAAGGCAGAAUCCCUUCUGAAUCAUGUCACUAAGGUGAAGCCUCUUACAUCAGCCAUGAUGGACAGUACAAUUUUCCCCACAACUCCCCCCAAGUGAUAUUUUGAUUCCGGUUGUUAAAAAAAGAGAGAGAGAGCUUUGCAAAUAUGGGAAUGGUUAAGCAGGUCUUUGAAAAAAAUGUUGCUGAAGGUCAGGUCUUUCAGUAGGGAAGCAGCUGUGAGAGAAAAGCAAGGGAGUCACCUGGCAAUUUUAGCCUCUUUAGGUAUUGUAAAGGUAAAGGGACCCCUGACAAUUAGGUCCAUUUGUGGCCGACUCUGGGGUUGCGGCGCUCAUCUCGCUUUACUGGCCGAGGGAGCCGGCGUCAUGUGGCCAGCAUGACUAAGCUGCUUCUGGCAAACCAGAGCAGCGCAUGGAAACGGCGUUUACCUUCCCACUGGAGCGAUACCUAUUUAUCUACUUGCACUUCGACGUGCUUUUGAACUGCUAGGAUGGCAGGAGCAGGGAAUGAGCAACAGGAGCUCACCCUGUCGCGCGGAUUCAAACCGCCAACCUUCUGAUUGGCAAGUCCUAGGCUCUGUGGUUUAACCCACAGCGCCACCCGCGUCCCUUUAGGUAUUGUAGGAAACAGCUGAAAACCUGACCUGAACAGAUUUGAAUGUCAUUAUGUUAGGUCUUCUGGCCAUUUGCAGUUUUCUUUAAAAGAAAUGGUGUAAAGGGAUCUGAGAGAAAUCCAGAUCCCUUUGUGUGUGAGUGUGUGUGUGUGUGUGUGUGUGUGUGUGUGUGUGUGUAUGCCACCUUUCUAUAAUUCAAACCAUGCCCAAGGCAGCUUACAGCAUGAAAAAAUGCAAACAUAACAAAAGUAGUUACGAACAAUAAAUAAAACGCCAAAAGUACACAACCAAAUUAAACAAUUUCCACAUAAGAUCUGCAUUAAAGAUAAAAAGCUUAAUAUUAAUAAUGGCAACAGCCUCUGCCUGAACCCAGCAAUGCCCUCUAAACAAUUCCCCAACCCAAGGUCUGUUCAGCAGUCUCAGCUUUUGUAGCUGGAGAGAGUCCGGGCCAGGUGGAAAAACGCCUGCGAGGCAGAGAGCAGAUCUCACAGCCAAGAUGGUCUCUGGCCUCUUCAGCAGCCUCAGCUGUUGGAUGGAGUCAGUCAGGGCUCCACCCUCCCAGGCCAGGUAGAAAAAGGCCUGGAAAGCAGGGAGCAGGCCUUCCAUGACUCACAAACAAGAUGGUUUCCACAGAUUAAAAUUUGGGCUCAGCAGAACCCUAUUUCCCCUCUCCCUUACUCAGUCCAUAUGUUCAGCACCUGCAUCUGGUAAAUGGGAGGGAUAUGGAUCAUGGGAACUGGAGUCCUGGAGAGUGACAGGUUCGUCACCCCUGCUGUUCUCCAUCCAUCCAUGCUUGUAUAUUGGACCCAUGCAAGAACUUGCUGAAGCAGACCAUGCAUAAUGAUGCGAGUAAGCCAUUCAUUACCUGCUGGCCAAUAGCGCGUUCAGCAGAGUCGAAUAAGUAUUGGUGGCAUAUAAGGAAGGCCUGGCAAUUAAUCUCUAUUUAACAUUAACACAUGCUCAUUGACCCUGAUACUGAUUAAAUUAAACAUGCUUCUUCCGGCACCUACUUUCCAAAUGAAAUAUUCAGUAUCCCAGCCUUGCUACAUCUUAUUUAUUUAAAUAGCUGAUUAAUUAAGUGGUUUUUCCUAAAGAUGAAAGAAUGGGGGCGGGGUGAUGGAUAAUAAUCAUGGUGAAACCCGUUGUGUAGGAUGAAGGCCAUUUUUAAAAUUAUUUUUUUGCAUAGACUGUAAAAUCAAAGUUGAAAUUAAAUCUGGAUCUGUAGGCUGCUGCACACACAUGCAUGUAAAGACACACACACACACACACACACACACACACACCCCUCAUAACUCUCAGAAACCGACAAGGGCAUGAUUAAUAACUCUGACCUUUUAAUGCAACAGGGCUUAUUCGUCUAGUCUUUCUGCAGUUCCCUCCUGUCGGGAAAGGAGCUAUAGCUCAAUGGUAGAGCUCCUGCUCUUUCAUGCAGAAGGUCCCAAGUUCAGUUCCUGGAAUCUCCAGCUGAAAGGCUAAGCUGGAAAAUGGCCAUUGCCUAAGAUCUUGGCUGCCAGCUGGGGCAGCGAAUACUGCCUGGUGCCCCUUGGAACUGGCAGGGUGGAAAAUGGGAAGCCCAAGAGCAGGUCAACCAGCGCCAUUGAUAAGUGGUGCCAACUAAGUCCAGUUUCUGUCCCAUCUUCCACCCAGUUCUACAAGGGUGAUAGUGAGACGGAGGAGGAAGCUGACUGAGGUUGAUGGGGCAGUGCCAUGUUUGCCCCAAUAGAUCAGCCUUUUGUUUUUAUCUCAUAUUUUUAUGCUGUGAAAAUUAUAUGUGUAUUAGAAUAAUAUACACAUCUGUAUAUCAAUGCAUGGUCAUGUAACAGUAUUUUUUUCUUUUCUUUCUCACUUUCUUCUUCUUCUUUCAUUCCUCCUUACUCUUUUUAUAAAUGAAAUUCUCUUAAUAAAAUGUAAUAAUAAAAUAAAAAUAAGCAUCUAGCUGGUCACUGUGAGAACAGGAUACUGGACUAGAUGAGCCAUUGGCCUGAUUUAGGAAGUUUUUUCCCCCAUGUUCUUACAAGGAUGCCCACAAAUGGCACAUUGCCAAAUCCCUAUGAUGUCUACACACACACUUAAUUAACUAUGGAUGAAGGGCAGUACAGUGGUACCUCAGGUUAAGUACUUAAUUCAUUCAGGAGGUCUGUUCUUAACCUGAAACUGUUCUUAACCUGAAGCACCGCUUUAGCUAAUGGGGCCUCCUGCUGCUGCCGCGCUGCUAGAGCACAAUUUCUGUUCUUACCCUAAAACAAAGUUCUUAACCUGAAGCACUAUUUCUGGGUUAGCGGAGUCUGUAACCUGAAGCGUAUGUAACCCGAGGUACCACUGCAUACAAAUUUAACAAAUAAUAGCUCAGUUGGUUAUGAUGUGAUGCUGCUAACACGAAGGUCUCAGGUGUCCAUGAGGGACAGCUGCAUAUUCCUGCAUUGCAGAGAGGUUGGACUCUAGUCUCUAGAUGAUCCUCGGGGUCCCUUCCAACUCCAUGAAUCUAUGGUAAAAGUAACCUGACUUCUCUGUGGGGUGAUAGGCCAUUCAAGUCAUGCAAGGAGGUCAGAGGAGCUGUCCAGCACUGUCAGCAGCCAGGAAGCCUCAUACAGAAUAGGAGAGAAAUUUUCCUGAAGGUACAGUAACUAGACUACCAGCAGGCUUAUGAAGGCUGUCACACCAGUAGCUCCCCAACAAAAACUGAAUGCUCAUCUGGACAUCCUCCACUUCCUGGUUUAUUAGAGGAACCCUGAUCCUUCAUAUGACCGUGCUUCCUCUAAUUAUUAGGAUUCUGAUAUAGGAUGCUUUGUGCUGCCAGGCAAGGGGUGCACUGGUGGGACUGAGUAUUGGCUCAGGCUGAUUGCCACCUCCUCCUUCAAUAUCUAGUGUUGGUUCUGGAGCUCCAGAACAGAGAGAUUAUGUAUCCAGCUGGGUACAUAAGUUCUCCUGGUUCUCUGGCUGAAGUGAUGUCCUGGAGUACCCCAUCUCCUCCUGGAUCUGUUUGGUGCUGGGGCCCAUAGUGGAGUCCUAUUCAUAAGGAAAUGAGAGCUGGACCAUAAAGAAGGCUGAUCACCAAAGAAUUGAUGCUUUUGAAUUAUGGUGCUGGAGGAGACUCUUGAGAGUCCCAUGGACUGCAAGAAGAUCAAACCUAUCCAUUCUGAAGGAAAUCAGCCCUGAGUGCUCACUGGAAGGACAGAUCCUGAAGCUGAGGCUCCAAUACUUUGGCCACCUCAUGAGAAGAGAAUAUUCCCUGGAAAAGACCCUGAUGUUGGGAAAGAUGGAGGGCACAAGGAGAAGGGGACGACAGAGGACAAGAUGGUUGGAUAGUGUUCUCAAAGCUACCAGCAUGAGUUUGACCAAACUGUGGGAGGCAGUGGAAGACAGGAGUGCCUGGCGUGCUCUGGUCCAUGGGGUCACGAAGAGUCGGACACGACUAAACAACUAAACAACAACAAAUUCAUAAGGAGGUCUUGCCCAGUUCCAACUCAAGGUCCUGACAACUCCCAGCAGUAGGCUGGUUGCCACACUGCAAAAGGAAUAAUCAAGAUGUGUCUAUUAAUCUGGGCAGAUGAAAGGAACAUGGUAAGAUUCUGGGGGGGGGGGGGGGAUGAAUGGGAAGACAGCUGAGGGUUAGGGUCACAUUGCAACAUUUGCUCCUGCAAGUCAUCAGGAGACUCAUAAUUUAAUGAUGUGUUGACUUGCAUUGCAAAGAAGCCAGUAAGUGGAGCACUAAUUAAGGAAGAAAGUGGGAUGAGGUACAAAAGGUUUUCACUGACCAAUGCUGGGGGAAAAUGAAGCUGCUACAGUUAGAUGUUUAUGCAUCCAUUGUGCAGACUUAGUUGACCAUGGGGCUGAGGGACAGGGUGGAGAUGGCGUUUGUGCAUUUGCAAUGCUACUCUUUUGGGUUUUGCAAAUUGGAUAUAUUAGACGUGUACAGAGAACUGGAUGAUAAGGCUAUAUUCUAUUUCAAGUGUCAGAGAAAGUAUGUCUCUGAAUUCCCGUUUCUGGGAAUCACAGGUGGGAAAGUGCUGUUCCCCUCAGAUAGGCUUGCUAGACUAGAUGAGCCUUUGGCGCAAUCUAGCAGGGCUCUUUCUUAUGAAGUCAUGGGAGAAGAACUAACACAGUGAAAAUAAGAGUUGGUGGAUAUGUAGCUUUUGGGUGGAAAAAUCGGCAUUUUCAAGUCUGGUUUUAAAAUUCUUUCUGCAUAUCUAGCUUGGGCUUAAUUGUGUGAGAAUCUAAAUCCAAUGAUUGAUGGGGUCCUAAGGUGAUUUAGGUUUUUAUUUCCUUCCUUCAUUUCUAAUUACUAGUUUGGAUGCAAUCCAAACCAAGUGAGUGAUGAGAUAAAUAAUCCCAUUUAUUCUGAAAACAUGAAAUAGCUUUCAUUACACCGUGUGUGUUUCUUUUGCUUUUGUUUGAUAUUGCAGGUAUUGUUAACUCUUGUUCUCGUACUGUACUCAUAAUUAAAGCAACAAUUGGCAUUUCCAUUAAAAAAUCAAAAACCACAGAAUGGUGGAAACAGAAAAUUAUGUCUUGCUGGGCUGAAAUUCUGUGCUCGCUGCAUCAGUACGAGAACAAAUAUUUCCCUGAAGUUGAAUGCAGAUUACUUUAGAAAAACAAAAAGCAUCUGCAUCCAGAUAUUAAAAACAGAUUUCUGCAGAUGUAUCUCCAGUUACAAGCAAGAAGGAACCUGCUGUGUGUUGGGCAAAGCAGUGGCGUAGCGUGGGGGUGCAGGGGGGGCCGGCCGCACCGGGCGCAACAUCUGGGGGGGGUGCGCUCGCACUCGCAGCUCUCUGCCCCUACCUGGCUCACUCACUCUCUCGCACUGCAGUGCUGGCUGUGCGAAUCCGAUCUGAGCCGCUGGGUCGCCGCCCACGGUGGCGGGGGGGGGUGCCAGGCGUGCGGUGCGGAGAGAGAGCGAGGGACUAUCUGGGGGAGGGACAGUGCAGCGGCCGCCCAGCGCAGCGCUGAGCGCGGGAGAGAACCACACCAGACCAGACCAGGCAGCAGCAAGAAGAAGCUGGCAGCGGCGGCAGGUUAGGGGGCGCAAAUUACUUGCCUUGCCCCGGGUGCUGACAACCCACACUACGCCGCUGGGGCAAAGGACUGUAUAUAGUUAUUUGGUAGGACCUGAAUUGCUCCACCGAGAUGCGCCGAAUUUCUUAAUCGAAACAUAUGGUGCAGCCACAUUUACAGAGUACAGUUAAACCAAAGGCUGUCACUCAGUUGGAAUAUGGUUGGGAAAGGGCAAACUAAAAUGAUCCAGGGAGCCUCAGGUUCAUCCACCCUGGGGAUUUUUUGAAUGGUUUUUCACCCUGGCUGGCUGUCCUUCCUGCCUAAUGUCCAACCCCCUGACAGCCACAUUUUGUGCUAGCACAUCAGAGACCCUCUGAUUAUGUCCACUUUGUUUUGGCCCUCAGAUAAAUCCAGUGAACAGCCUUAAAAUAUAUAUUCGUUAAUGCUUCCAUUCUCUCUGUCACCUACUAUUCUCAAACUAAUAAGAGCGAUUUCAUUACAUAUUCGAGGAGGAGGGUGGGGGAAGGGAAGAAAGAAGGAGGAAGCCAAGCUUUUGUGUGAAGUUAAUAAUUCCCACUGAUUAAUCAAAGGUAAUUACAUUAUGAGAAGUUAUGUCUUUGCGUAUCCCGAACCAUAAAAUGAAAUUCUCAUUAAAAUUAUAUUACAUUCAUUACCUGUGUAUACCCAGAUUCCCCGAGAUAUACAUUAUAUAAGAAUCUCCACUCCAAUAUUGUUCAGAAAAACUCAUUACUAUGAUUCAAGACAAGAUCUUGUUUGGAGGAACCAUGGAGAUUAGUGUAGGUGAAGCCCCCUCGUUGUUCUGCUUUGAAUAUAAUUUCGCAAAGGCCACAAAGUUCCUUCAUCUACAAGUCAACGCUCUACAGAUUUCUGUCCAGGAUUUUUUCCCCUCAGAAGACUAUUAUACUUUCACUCACCGAGGAACAGAAGAAGCUGUCCAUGCAGAGCCGUUCUUCUUCACCUAUGUAUUGUAUUGCUUUUAUACAGCACACCUCUAUAGGCGCAACGUUUCAGGAGCCGAGCCAAAACUAAAUGGUACAUAUUUCAGUUUAGGGGGAAUGUCCAAAAAUGUGUGUGUAGGUGUUUCUGUUAUUCUUCAGGAGGAGGGUUUAAUUCUUUUACGAAUUUGUGACAUUUGAGUGUGUGGUGUUGAUAUCCACAGGUAAAUAUUGGCAAUCCCAGUUGGGUUUGUGAAUGCCUGGAAACCAGCAAAACCUCCUACUUUUUGAAUGCUGCGCUGGCAAAUGCUGAUAGUUAUGAGUAGGUGCAAUGCUUUUUUUCCUAGGAGGAUGCAGGUGUACGCAUACCGCUAAACAUUUUGUGAAUCUUUGUACUUUUGUCCAUUUACUGUAUUUAUUUUCCCCAAUUUGAACUAUAAAAACGUGAUUUUCUUGAGCCAAAAUGAAAAUAACAUUUGACCCAUAACAUUUAUUUCAAGAAAAAAAGCACUGAGUAGGUGACAUGCUCAGCUGUGUCCAUCUCAUUGAGUUGUCUCCUUAGACUUGUGUUCUUGGUCCCAUGGAUGGUGUCCACUAAUUGAGGAGGCCGUUUUUGCUGAUUCCCUGAAAAUUAGUUCUUGGAGGUCCCCUAAGCUUUUGGAACUGACUCCUGGGGAGCACUGAGGAGGGAGAGGGAGCUAGCCGGUAUCACUACCUCUCCCAUUAGUGGGUGCGUCAUAUCGAAGCAACAGCACUAGGAGGACCAUUUUGGCAAAUUCACAGAAACAUGGGGUUAUCAAAAGCUGCCUUAUGCAAAAUCAAACCCAUCGUCCACCUAUCAGUGUUGUCAACACUGAUAGGUGGCAGCUCUUUGAAGUUGUUGCUGUAAAGAGCAGAGAGUAACUACACACACACACACACACGUAUACGUAUGUGUGCCCUGAACAGAACUGUGUAGGUAGGUCCCCUUUAAAAUGUAAAUGGCACCCCUAAAAAAAAAUAAUAGCUUGACAUUAAGGAAAGAUAGAUCUCGCAAGAUAUUAAUGGUUACAAUGAAGUUCUAGAAAUAUCACGCUUGCUAAAGCCAUUAUGUUUUUGUCAGAAAUUAGCAAAAGAACAUUCUGAUCUGACAUUCUCCUUUUAUGCCCCAAUCUCUUUGCUGCUAGACACUUGUAACUUUAUAGAUGAUAGCUUAUAAUUAUCCGGUGUGUACCUGUUGGUUUCUUUAAAAUAUAAUUGCCAGGUUAGCACUUUACAUUCUCCUUUCUCACUGGAUCAUUUCACUAAUAAAGUCUCAAAGUGUUUUUUUGUGGAGAAGAUUGCAAGCACCAGGCUCAUCGCUAUUAUCUGGAUGCCAUCUUCCGCAAAUACAUCUACAGGGGCAGAUAAAAUUGUUGGGGCGAUGUGGGGGGUGGCAAAUCUGCUUCCUAGAAUGCCAGUUAGCUCUUCAGACUUCAAAUAAUCUCCCUGGGAUUUUGUUGUUGUUGUUCUGUUAUUGUUUUUCUUAAAUUGUAUGGGGAAUUCAAAUUUCCUUUGCAACUGCUUUAUUCUCUGGGAAGAAAGGAGAAAUCAGUUUUGAGAUGACGUAGCUGAAAGACAGCGAGCAAAUGAAUGUAUGGAAUAGAUGAGUGUAGCUUAAGAAAUCCCAAGAGGACCCACUAAUUAUACUUCACACAGAAUUGUUAAGAUUAUUGUCCUCCACCAUCUCAGCUAGAGAAUCAUGCCACAAAAUGAUUGACGGAGGAGAACCCAUUUCUCUGCACCGCAGAGACACAAACAGGCUCCAGAGUUGCUGCUCGAUUGCAGAAUUUAUAGUAGUACCACUCAUGCAACACGUUGGCCACUAAUAUACACACAAUAAUUACCAAAAUAAUUAUAUAUUCUUUAUCAAUCUUCUGAGAAAAAUACAAAACCUUGUGCAAAGCCACAGAAACUUGCGAACUACCCAGCCUAAGAUGAACUUAUGAUGUCUGGUUUCAAUAGAUUUUUCAAAUGCUGAACUCAGUCUUUUGUUUUCUUUAUCUUUUUUGGUAAGUUCAUGAAGAUACCAACAAAAGGUAAGUUCGGUGUUGUUCACAAUACUGAGGGAUGCCAGUGAAGUUGUAAAGGUAAAGGUAAAGGGAACCCUGACCAUUAGGUCCAGUCAUGGCCGACUCUUGGGUUGCGGCGCUCAUCUCGCUUUACUGGCCAUGGGAGCCGGCGUACAGCUUCCGGGUCAUGUGGCCAGCAUGACUAAGCUGCUUCUGGCAAACCUGAGCAGUGCACGGAAACGCCAUUUCCCUUCCCACCGGAGUGGUACCUAUUUAUCUACUUGCACUUUGACGUGCUUUCGAACUGCUAGGUGGGCAGGAGCAGGGACCGAGCAACGGUAGCUCACCCCAUCGUCGGGAUUCGAACCGCCGACCACCUGAUCAGCAAGUCCUAGGCUCUGUGGUUUAACCCACAGCGCCACCCGCGUCCCACUAAUGACUAUACUUAGGCCCAUUACCAAGAUGCUGGUGUGGCUACUUUAAGAAUUGAAUCCUCCAUAAGAUUUUAACCCUUACUGGAUCCAAGGGAUUAGAAGGGAUUCGGGCAUCAUAAAACCCAGCCCAGCCCCCAAACUCACAACAAUAUUAAAAGUGAAAUAUCAGAAAUUUAUAAGUUUUAACAAAAAAAUAAUCUGUAUGAAACACUGCCCCUCAAAAGACAGUAUUGCACCCCUCUGAGGUUCUGCGCCCUGGGUAGUGAUAAUAAAAUGUUACUCAUGCUUAUAAAAAGUUGCUUCCCUGUUGGCAGCCAGAGCUGGGCCUCUGCAGCAGAAGUUCUUUGAGGUGUUUCCUGGCAGAAUGAGACUGAGACAAAGCCUCUGGGAAUGUUGUGUUUGUUGUUUGGGCUGAACUUGUACAACCAAUAAAGAGAGGUUUCCAGUCUCCUCGGUUGUUAAUCUCAGAGUUUGGCACAAACAGCCAGCAUUUUUACUGUGCACAAAUUCUCUUUCUUCUUUAAAGUCAUGUUCGACUUGCUUGAGGUUACUUUUUACGUGCCCCUGGAGUGUGUGGCGGGAGAGGCCUAAUGAGUGAGAAGCAAUGUGAAACCUUUUUUAUUGCCGUGUGUGAAGGCUUACAGACUGACGUGCUGUGGCAGGGGAUAUGGGACCUGUGGCCCCGCAGACAUUGAUGGGUUUCUAUUCCCAUCAGCUCCAGCUCCCAGCAUGGCCAGUGGUCAAGGCUGAUGGGAGCCAUAGUCUGACAACAUCUGAUGGGCCUCAGGUCUCCCCACUCCUGUGCUUCAGGAAACAUGAUCCUGGUGGUGUUUACCUCUGAAAUCUCAAAUGCCACAAAUCUACUGAUGGAACUCCAGGUUGGGCUGUGUUACUCACAGAUUCUACUUAGACAGCAUUAGAAGUCAUGUGGCUGCCAAUUAAGUGCAUGGUCAGGUGACCCAGGGAACCAAUAAAGUCCACGGCUAUCUGAUGCAUGGAUGAAAACUAGCAAAGAUUGGGGAAGGGCCUGACCACAGUGCAGAGGUACCAGCUUGCAAGGGAGAUUGUGGGGAGGGGUGCUAAUGACAUGUGUAAUGUUGUGCACAGCAUCAGGAUGUUGACAAUCAUAGAACUGUAGAGUUGGAAGGGACCCUGAGGAUCACCUGGUCCAACUCCCUGCAAUGCAGGAAUAUAGUAAUAAAAUAAUAAUAAUAAUUUUUUAUUUAUAUCCCGCCCUUCCUGGUUCAAAAACCAGGCUCAGGGCGGCUAACAACAAAUUUAAAACACUUAAUUAUAAAAGCAGCAUAAAAUAUAGUAUAAAAACAUGAAUAACAAUAAAAUUCAAAAAUCAAUCAGAUAAUCCCCAGGGCUAGCUGGCUGAAUUGGCCCUACUUGGGCCAGCGAGGAGGCCAGGGAAGAAUUAGCUGUGGGGUCUCAGAGCGGGUGAUCAUCAUAAAAGGGGAGGGGGAGGGAAGAGAAGGGAAAUAAAAGAUAAGGCUGAAUUCAAAUUAAAGGCCAGGUGGAAUAGCUCUGUCUUACAGGCCUGACGGAAGGUGGUUAAACCCUGAAGGGCCCUGGUCUCAUGGGACAGAGCAUUCCACCAGGUCGGAGCCAUCACUGAAAAGGCCCUGGCCCUGGUGGAGGAUAGUCUGACUUCCUUAGGGGCUGGGACCUCUAAACGAUGGUUAUUCAUGGACCUCAAGGUCCUCUGUGGGACAUACCAAGAGAAUAUGUAGCUGUCCCAAAAAGGGAUUGAACCUGCAGCCUUGGUGUUAUCAGCACCAUGCUCUAACCAACUGAGCUAUCCAGUGUGGCUCCUCUCUGGCACUUGGCCUCUUCCUUCUCCUGCUGCUGUCACCACUGGCCAGGGGCCACUUCCCUUGUCUUUUCCUUACACGGCAGGAGGAGGAGGAGGAGCUGUUGGCCGCUGAAGCCAUGCUGCUCUCAACUCCAUGCUUGCCCUUCUCUGCCCCCUGAUUUUAUUUUGCUUUUUGCCAAUUAAUUUUCAUUGCUUUUCAAAAACGUUAACCAAUUUAACAUCACAUUAAUUCAAACUGAAUGCAAAUUUAAAAACGACUUCCACCCCGCCAUCUUGAUGUUUCGAUUUCCACCCUUAUUAGCUGCUCAAUAUUACAUACUUUUUCAAAUGACAUUUCAAAAACUUAAAAUAUUUUAGCAUUUUAUCUUUGAUUUGUUUGAUUUUCUUCAUCUUCAUUUCCCAUCAGCUGUUCAUUUUUUAUUCCUUCUAGACUUAACUAUAACAUAUUACCUAAUGUCCCUGUUUUGACCAUUGGUGGGGCCUGCCCCCUCCCUCCCAAAAGAGCUGGGCCCCAAGGAUUUGGUCCUUAUUCCUCAGUGAACAAGCUUAUGAUUUGCACCCAGAACUUCCUUGUUACCUGCUAUCUUAGAUCAUUUUAAUGGGAGAUGCCACAGGUGAAACCUAUGGCCUUCUGCAUGCAGAACAUGCACCCAGCCACAGAAUCAUGCCUUCUCCUAAACUAGCAGACCACUUGGGUCCUAGGGUUUUUAACCAACACUGACAGGGUUUCCAUCUGGCAACUAAAAGAUUUCCCUCCUCCCAUUAGCUUCAAAUGUGCUGCUGAAUCAUGAGAUGGGAGCCCUGUAGUUUGCAUGGGGAAGAGGCCAUAGCUUAGUGGUAGAGCAUCUUCUUUGUGUACAGAAGGUCCCAGGUUCACCCCCACCAUGUCCUCGUAGGGCUGGGGAAGAUUCCCUGCCUGAAACCCUGGAGAGCAACAUAGAUGCACCAAUGGCUUGACUCGGUAGAAGACAGCUUCCUAUGUCCCUAUGAUGGACUCAAGGGCAUCCUGAUCAAAUUUGCAGAUGACACCAAACUGGGAGGGGUGGCUAACACCCCAGAGGACAGGAUCACACUUCAAAACGACCUUGAUAGAUUAGAGAACUGGGCCAAAACAAACAAGAUGAAUUUUAACAGGGAGAAAUGUAAAGUAUUGCACUUGGGCAAAAAAAUGAGAGGCACAAAUACAAGAUGGGGACACCUGGCUUGAGAGCAGUACAUGUGGAAAGGAUCUAGGAGUCUUGGUUGACCACAAACUUGACAUGAGCCAACAGUGUGACGCGGCAGCUAAAAAAGCCAAUGCAAUUCUGGGCUGCAUCAAUAGAAGUAUAGCAUCUAGAUCAAGGGAAGUAAUAGUUCCACUGUAUUCUGCUCUGGUCAGACCUCACCUGGAGUACUGUGUCCAGUUCUGGGCACCACAGUUCAAGAAGGACACUGACAAACUGGAACGUGUCCAGAGGAGGGCAACCAAAAUGGUCAAAGGCCUGGAAACAAUGCUUUAUGAGGAACGGCUAAGGGAGCUGGGCAUGUUUAGCCUGGAGAAGAGGAGGUUAAGGGGUGAUAUGAUAGCCAUGUUCAAAUAUAUAAAAGGAUGUCACAUAGAGGAGGGAGAAAGGUUGUUUUCUGCUGCUCCAGAGAAGCGGACACGGAGCAAUGGAUCCAAACUACAAGAAAGAAGAUUCCACCUAAACAUUAGGAAGAACUUCCUGACAGUAAGAGCUGUUCGACAGUGGAAUUUGCUGCCAAGGAGUGUGGUGGAGUCUCCUUCUUUGGAGGUCUUUAAGCAGAGGCUUGACAACCAUAUGUCAGGAGUGCUCUGAUGGUGUUUCCUGCUUGGCAGGGGGUUGGACUUGAUGGCCCUUGUGGUCUCUUCCAACUCUAUGAUUCUAUGAUUCUAUGAUUCCCUGUGUUCCAGUUGACUUUAAAAGGAACUUAGAUUGCUAGAGGAUAUAUCUAUCACUAGCUCUUAGUCACAAUGACUAAAUGAUUCAGAUUCAGAGGCAGUAUUGACACUGAAUGGUUGGCUAUUGGGGAGAAGUAGAGCGUGCUAUGCCACUAUGUCUCAUUUGAGAGGUUCUCAGAUGUUUCUGAGAACAUUUGGCCAUUGUGGUAAGCGAUACAGUGGUGUCUUGGUUCUCAAACUUAAUAUGUUCCAGAAGUCCGUUCGACUCCCGAAACCAUUUGAAAACCAAGGUGUGGCUUCCGAUUGGCUGCAGGAGCCUCCUGCACUCAGCGGAAGCCAUGUCGGACAUUCGGCUUCCAAACCACAUUCGGACACCAGACCACUUCCUUCUGGGUUGUGGGUGUUCGGGAGCCAAUUUGUUUGUCAACUAAGCCGUUUGAGAACCAAGGUAUGACUGUAUGUUGGACAAGAUGGCUCUCUGGUCUGAUCCAGAAGGUUCUUCUCAAGUAUUCUUGUACCUUCCUGAUGGCUGCACAUAGUCAUGGGUGACUAACAGGUAUGCAGAGACAACCUGCAUGAUUUUAUCUAAGUUCCCUUUACUCUCACAGGUCAUGCAAAGGCUGCCUGUGUCUGACCUUGCAGGUUUGGGGCAGAAUCAGUGCAAAGGCAAUUUUAGCUGAGAGGUAUUCAGCUUCAACAUAUGCAUUUCUGAUGUUUGUUUAUUUAAAAUUUAUAGACCAUUGCUCUGCUCUAUCAAAGCUUCCAAUGCACUUCACAGUUCAAACAAAAAACAAAUGUGGUAUUAAAAUCAGUUCUACAAUCAAAGCCAUGAAUACUAAAGCGUUUGGAAUUAGAUGAACUUCUGUUUAUUGUUCUGUUCUCCUAAACGAGUUAUUGUUGCAUAUUGUGUAAUGCUACAUUUUAAUAAGCGCUUGAUGGUUCAAGUGUUUAUAUGAACCUGUAACUUAAUUUAUUGAGGGGGGUUGUAAAUUGACUUAAGGAAAGGCAGGAUAUCAGCACAGAAAAGUAAAGUAGCAGUCAUCACUUGAAGUUAUAGUCAUCACCUGAUAAAUAUUCUGGUUGAACAUAUCCUUGUUUUGGACUGAACAACCUGUUUGUUGCAAAUUCAGCCAUUUGGCCAGCAUUUGUAUCAACAAAAGCAAAAAUGCUGGUAUGACUAGCUGGGCCUAAUACUGAGUUUUUCCUCUUCCACUUAGGAAACUUCUGCUUGGAGGACCUAACUAA